CUUUUGCAUUGGAGACUGCUUCUCCAGCGCUCGUUGUUGUUGGCGCCUCCUGGACAAGUGGCCUCUGGUCCUAUUGCGAGCCUCCCCCACCCCACCUCACCUCCCCCUCCCAACCAAAUCUAACCUGGAAACAGAGUUCUAGAUUUUGCUUCAAUAACAUUAACUCAGCCCACUCCUACCAAAUUGAACGGGAAAAUGCAGAAAACACAUCCGGCCAUUGUCAUUUUACUUCACAAUUUCUUCAAUUCUGCAUAUUGCAACAGUGUAAAGAUCGCCAGUUGGAAUAACUGUUCAACAGUGGAAAGUUGCCAAGUCUUGAUAACUUUGAGGGUGUGCGUGACAUGGUUAAAAAUUCAAUCCAGAACUGAAGGAGCUGACAGAGAAGGCAUGGAAUGAGUAUUUUUCAAAUAGUGAGAGACCUUGCUUCACAACCUAGCUCGCUCCCAAACAGUGAGACAGCAUAUAACUUCAUCUUUCUGCGAUGACCCAGCACGAGUAACCCAGACUGGACUAACAUUCUUUUAAUAGGAUUGACUUAAAGUUACAGGGUAAAAUUGAAGCCUGGAAUGCUCACUUUUAUGCAGUACAGGUGCAGUUCCUGACUCUGCAAUCCUCUUUUCAUUUUGGAGCCCCAGGUGUGGUUGCUAUGGAGCUUUGCAUUGGGUGAGGCAGGGAGGCCAUUUUAAAGUCGUUGAGAGAGGCAUUUGCUGCAGGUAAAAUUAGUUACAUUGGCUCAGGGGCUCGUUUGGGUGAAAAAUGCAUGGUGCAGUACUUACCCUUCAGGAAUCUGACUGCAAUUUUCUGAUUAAUUUUGGAGCCCUGAGUGUGGCCUUGUUCAACUUUGUAACCUCUGGGUGGAGGCAGGGGGGCCAUUUUAAAAUUGUUCGAGAUUGUUUCAAGCUUGUGAUUUAGUCCUUCAAUCCCUUGGAAUCACGCUUAAACAUGAGUCAAAAACAUCGAGCAAGUGAUGGUAGUGAAUCUGCUGUUGCUAAGAAAACAAGAAAAACUAUCUCUUUAGAAAUGAAAUUGGAGGUUUUGAAACGUUUUGAGGCUGGAGAACGAGCAGUGGCUAUUGGCAGAGCCCUUGGCCUACCUCCUACGACAGUGAGAACAAUCCGUGGUUAUGCUGACAAAAUAAAAAAAAGUGCACUAAGUGUUACACCUUUCAGUGCUGGCAGGAUAAGUAGGAGUAGAAGCAGCAUCAUGGAAAAUAUGGAAAGACUUUUGGAAGUCUGGAUCAAAGACCAAAACCAGCGCAACGUGCCUCUUAGUUUGAUGGUCAUCCAAUCAAAAGCUAAAAGCUUGUAUGAUGAAUUACAGAAUGAGCAGGGUGAGAGUUCACAGUCAGAAAGUUUCAGUGCUAGUCGUGGUUGGUUCGAGCGUUUCAAGAAACGUUCCUGUUUGCACAACAUUAAAGUGACCGGUGAAGCAGCUACUGAAGCAGCUGAUGAAUUUCCUUCCCAAUUGAAGAGAAUUAUUGAAGAAGGUGGCUACUCACCAGAACAAGUCUUUAACUUUGAUGAGGUAGGGCUUUCCUGGAAGCGUAUGCCACAGAGAACAUAUAUCUCCAAAGAGGGGAAGACCGAGUGUGCCAGCAACCACAAACGAUCACAUGACACUGUCCCUGAAGUUCAGCGUGAAAUUAUCACCUUGGCAAGGGAAGUUGGCUUUGAUGAAUUGGAAGAGGCUGACAUGGUGAAACUGCUUGGGUCCCAUGGAGAGAAAUCAUCCAGUGAAGAUUUAAUGCAACUAGAGAGUCAACAAGCUGAAGAGGAAGUUAGCACUGAAACACCACCCCCUCGAGUUUUGUCAACAAAACGACUGUCAAGAGCUUUCCAACUCAUUGAAGAGGCAAUGGAAAUCAUCACAGAGAAUGACCCAAACAAAGAGCGCAGUGCCAAAGUGAAGCGUGCAAUCAAUGAUGGCAUUAACUGCUACAAGGAGAUCUACCGACAGAAGAAAAAGGAGACCAUCCAACAGUCCUUGGAUAAAUUUUUCAAGGUCGUUGACGAUCCUGGUCCUUCGUCCCAUUAACUCCACCAGUAUCUGUCUGUUCAACCUACGCUGCCUUCAAUUCGAGACCAAAAUCACUCCAGCUUCAGUCAUCGAGUUUGUAUAUGCAGAAGACGUUUUAUGUGCACUCAUCUCAGAAAGCAUAUGAGAAAAUGGGCCUUUCACUAAAUACCUGGAAAAUGAAGGUCCUCUUCCAACCAGCUCCCAAAGCACAACACCUCUCCCCAUUGAUUAAGAUCAAUGGUGAGAUCUUAAACAAUGUGGAUCACUCUCCGUAUCUUCUGAGCUGCUUCUUGAUGAAGGCAGACAUUGACAACGAAAUUCAUCAUUGCCCCCAAUGUGCCAGCUCAGCCUUCAGCUGACUGAGAUUAAGAGCAUUUGAGGGCCAGGUUCUCAAACCUGAUCCUAAGGUCAUGGCUCACCGGGCAGCAGUGAUCCCUGCAGUCCUACCAAUGCUUCUGACACCUGGACCACCUGCAGCAAUCACCUCAAAGCACCAUCAGCAGUGCCUUCACAAGAUCCUUCAAAUCUAGUGGCAAGAAAGGCGGUCCAAUAGCAGUGCCCUCUCCCAGUUCAAUAUGCCAACCAUUGAGGCAUUAUCACUCAAUACACCACCUGCACUAUAACACUUUCGGAAUGCCCUCAAACCAUUCCAGAAGAGCUCAAAUAUCCCCACUGACUCAUGGCAGCCCCUGGCUGCUGACUGACCAAAAUGCAGCAGUUUCAUUUAGGAAGGCACUAAACACAUCGAGAGACUUCGUUGGGAGCAUGCAGAGGUGAAGUCAGGGCGUCGAAGAGAGUGCACAGACUUCCAAAGAACUCAGCUACCUGGCCCUCUAAGCAAUAUCUGUCCCACAAGUGACAGUGUCUGUAGAUGGUGCAUUGGACUUCAUUAAAGCAGAAUGGAAGCAAGUCAUUCUCAAACCUGAGGGACUGUCCAAGAAGAAAGGCAGAGUGGUAUCUCAGCCCUGAUGAAAGCCUGUCAACUUGCUUGCAAAGCAUUCAAACGUGCAGAAAAAAAGGCGAACUGCUGGUACCUUCUAGAGCAGGAGGACUGUUAUACAGAACUGAAGGCAGUUUGGGAUAUUGUACAUAGACUAGUAGAUUACAGAUGAACAGGACCACAGCAACUGAAGGAUCCAGGGAAGCAAUGCUAAUAAAAAGGUACCCCUGUGCACGGUUGCCAUCUCCCAAGGAGCUGAGUUUGUGUCUAACUAGCGGGCAAGCUAAUCCAAAUGAAUGGAAAUCCCCGAGGAGAUCCUGGCAUUGAUAUUUUCCUACUUGUCAGUGCCUGACAGGCACUCAGCCUCGCAGGUCUGCAGAAGAUGGGCAGAGGCUGUUGUUUCUCCUGCUGUGUGGUAUUAUACUGUAGUGAGGUGUGACUCCGGAGAUGAAAAUGACCAGAAUGUGCAUGUAUGCCGACAGUUCCAGCAUAACGUAAAAUACCUGAAGAUUUUGUGUAAUCAGUCUUUGGAGGCAAAUCGCAAGAACUUUGUCCGAAUUCUGCACAACCUACCUGAAUCAGGAACGGAUCUUUUGAGUCUUUCCAUAGUGUGCACUGGCGAAAAUCCUUUCUUCUAUUCUGGACAGGAUUUGCUGCAAAGUGUCAAAGGUUUAUUCAAAACAGACUCUUGUUUACAUCUCCGACACAUUGACUUCCGAAAAAUGCCUUUCACAUUGGAUGAUGGCACCAUUCAACUUGUCACCAGCAGAAGUCCAUGUUUGGAGAGUUUAUUCAUCAAUAAUAAGACAUUUGUGUGUAAGGUGACUUCAGAAACCCUUCAGGAGGCCCUGACGCAUUGCCCAAAUCUAUCUGCUCUGGGAUUGUUUUAUGCGAGCCUGACAGAAAAUGUCCUUGCAGAGCUGCUGAAUGCCAAGCGCCCACCACUGAAAUUCCUUCAGUUACAGUGUGAGCGUAUGGAUAAAUAUAACCCACCCAUCCCAGCUAAGAUGUGGAUUGCUAUGGCAAAGAGACACCCAACUCUUUCUGUGGACAUGGAAUUGGACCAUACAGUCCCUGCUAAGAAAAUACCCCAAAUCCUGCAGCCUGAUAUCCCAAUGGCUAGUAUAGAAUUAAACACCUUCACAUUUAUGGUGGAGCAGGUCAACUUUAUCUCUGAGAAUUACCACAACACUUUGAAAAGGGUGGUUCUGCAAACAACAUCUUCUGAUGAACUGAACCAGGCUUUGAUGAGACUGGCAUCUUACUGCCUGUUAUUGGAGGAGAUUCAUUGCUAUUGUGUGGUGGCUGGGGAUGUUGUACAAGCUUUCCUCCUCCACUGCCCCAGACUCUGCAAAUACACGCUGAAAACAUCCAAAGAGCCACACCCCUGGCUGCCAGAAAUUCUGCAAUGAAAUGAAGUUGGGAGUUGAGCUGCACUGUUGUCUUCUGACAUAUAAUGGAAUCAUCCAUUGAUUUUGCUGUAUUAAACUUAACUUCAAAAGUG
Messenger RNA from Carcharodon carcharias (great white shark), 4460 nucleotides. RefSeq names its product F-box and leucine-rich repeat protein 8 (gene fbxl8). The record is from RefSeq and is a predicted model, not a curated record. Gene Ontology annotation, molecular function: protein binding. Bases 3253 to 4368 code for a protein of 371 amino acids. NCBI's taxonomy places the organism in Eukaryota, Metazoa, Chordata, Chondrichthyes, Lamniformes, Lamnidae. The transcript is spliced from 8 exons.